AUGCCGAUUGAGAAUUCGAAUGGAGAUAUCUAUUACGGGGAACUAACAAUUGGUACACCGGGGCAACGUUUCACAGUCGUGUUUGAUACCGGAAGCAGUGAUCUAUGGGUGCCAUCUGGAAAUUGGCCGGGAACGAAGCCUCACAAUCUUUACGAUGCGCAAAGAUCAAGCACUUACAAACCAAACGGAUCAAAUGUAGAACUCAAGUACGGGCAAGGUUCUCUCACAGGCUUUCUAAGCAUUGACACUGUCGAUGUUGGUGGAAUUACAAUAACUGAUCAGUACUUCACAGAGGCUCGUUCUACUCCGGAAGGGGACCGAUUUCGCACGGCAACCUUUGAUGGGGUAUUUGGACUUGGGAGUCUUCAAAUUUCUACGACAAAAACUAGUCCUGUCUGGGAUUCGAUGAUGCAACAAGAAAAGAUUGAAAAUAAAAUAUUCUCCAUAUGGUAUGGGAGGUCUAACGACGCUGGAGAAGGAGGAGAGAUAGUGUUCGGAGGCACAAACCCAGCUCAUUAUACGGGAGAGCACGUUUACGUCACCGUGGACAAGGCUGAACACUAUUUCCAAAUGACAAACAUAUUCGUCGGAACCAUAGACACUAAUAAAUGCUCUACAGGCUGCUAUGCUAUGAUCAAGGUCAUUAAUGAUAUAAUCAAUGCAGAAGAAGAUUGCUCAAAUUACGACAACCUGCCUGAUGUAACCUUUACAAUAGAAGAAAGGAGUUACUCAGUCAGUCCACUUGAUUAUAUACGUAAGGAUACGACAAAAAAUGUCUGCACAAGUAGAUUCAAGAACAACGAUAAUUUCUGGGUACUUGGCAUGCCAUUCAUACGAGCCUUUCAUACGGUUUAUGACUACGAGAAACUACCAACUGUGAGAGUUGGCUUUGCUAAGUCGGUUUAG
Camelina sativa (false flax) is the source of this 906-nucleotide messenger RNA. NCBI's taxonomy places the organism in Eukaryota, Viridiplantae, Streptophyta, Magnoliopsida, Brassicales, Brassicaceae. The record is from RefSeq and is a predicted model, not a curated record.